CGCCGCCACCUGGACCCUUCUGCAAGGCUGCAGCAGCGCAACAGCUUUGCGUCCAGUUUCCCCACCACCUCCACCACUUCCUCCAACCGCCUCCUCCUUCUCCUAGCUUCUCCGACCGGACCUCGUGAUGCUGCCGGCGGGGGCCUCGGCGGCUGCUUGAAGACGACCUGCGCGGGGGUGCGGUGCGGCGCGGCGGCGGGGGAGGAGGAGAAGGCCCGGGAAGCGGAGGAGGAGGCCGGGGAAGAUGUUCGACAGCCUGAUCAACUCCAAGUUCUACAACCGGUGCAAGCACGCCUUCAAAUGCAUCCGGACGCGGCUCGUCGUCAUACGCCGCAAGAAGCUGGCCAUGAUCGGAUUCAUGAAGAAGGACGUCGCAGAGCUGCUCUCCAACGGCCACGACAAGCACGCCUUCGGACGGAUGGAUGCGCUGAUAGUCGAGAUGAACCAUGCCUUUUGCUAUGACAUGAUCGAGGAGUACUGUGAUUUCAUUGGGAAACAGCUCAACAGCCUACAGAAACAGAGGGAGUGUCCCCAGGAGUCCAGGGAGGCCGUGUCAACCCUAAUCUUUGCUGCUGCUCGCUUCCCAGACUUGCCUGAACUGUGUGACCUAAGGCAUGUAUUCACAGGAACAUAUGGUUCUCUGGAGCCAUUCAUUAGCCACAAGUUUGUUCGGAAACUUCAAUGCGAUUUGUUCACAGAUGAGGAGAAGUUUCAAGUGAUGCAAAGUAUUGCUGAAGAGUUCUCUGUUGGUUUUGAUAGAAAGGCAUUGGAAAUCAAGUUAUGGGUGGCACCAGAGACUAAAGAUGGUUUUCUUGAAAAGGAUUCAGUGGAAAAGGUUGAGCUGGUAAUGCCUUUGCCCAUCAAGCAGAGGCAUGAUGGUGAACAUCAGGGGACUGGUGAACAUCCACUCGAAAGAAAAUCUGAAGCUACAUCUGUAGGCCACAAGCAGAAAGUGGAAGCAGAACCAAAACCAAAAGAUGUUCAGGCUGCUCAGGCUGUUGAUAACGGCCUUGGUCAAUUAAAUGAUAAUACUGGAGGGAAAAAUUCUGAUAAAUCUCAUUGUAGGGAAAACUUGGGGAAAUCAGUAUCCCCUAUUGAAACUAAAAGGGGGGCAACUGAAAAGCAAGUUCAGAAAUUGAGGAAGAAAGACACUCGCCCUUCUGAAAAAGAGCUGAUGGAAGCUAUCGAGCUAGAUAUUGAUGGCCUGCCAAAACAUGAGUCUGGUUCAGUGAAAUUUCCUGAGGCAGACAGCAACAAGAUAGUUCCACCAAUUUUCAAGCCAAAAGAAGCUGAGAAAGAACAUGGUGUGGAAAAAGAGAAUUACAAGGGACUUGGUUAUCAGCACCGAUCACCCAUGCCUGGCCGCCCAGAUAAUAGGAGACAAGCAAACUUAGGGUGCAAAACUCUUGGCCUACAGAAGCUAGAACCUAGGUCACUAAAUCCUUCGAGUGGCAAGACUACAAACAGGACCCCUCCUUAUGCCAAGACAACUGUAGCGAAGGUCAAGAAUUGUGAUGAAAAAGAAGAGAGCAACAGUUUGAUGCAUGGUAGACCACAGCAGUUAAAGGAUGUGGAACACACGGUGCAAAAUGGACAGAGCGUGCUACAGAGGGCAGCUAAUAUGCGGCCUCCUUAUGUCAACCCCAGAUUUGGCAUGCAGGUAACUGAUGAUUCUACAAAACCAACUGGAAGCGUCUUCAAGAAGUACAAUCUGACUGAACAAACAGAUCGUCCUGCUGAAAGCCAUGUGCUUCGGCCCGUUUCUGUUAGAAGGAAGAAGCCACAAGCACUUGGUGAUGCUUAUGAUGAGGCACCUGAGAAGGUCACAAGCCAAACACCCAGCAGUCUCAGAAGACCAGCAAGCAAGCACAAGGUUGCUAGUGAUGCCUAUGAUGAGAACGGUCAUGGUGUUGGUAAUGGCAGGAAUGUUGAAAGAACUCCUAGCAGUCGACCAAGUCACUCAGGAAGGAGAAACAGAGCUCUGCACAUGGACGACCACGAUGGGUCCAUGCUGCGGCCUCAAGCUGGCGAAGAUGAAAGUGCUAUUGAUUUUGGUAAUCUCUUACCACGGACUACAAAAGGGCAUCAUAGAGUCAAUAGCAAGAACACUGCUGUGCAUGGCGGAGAUCUGGAUGAGGAGGAAAGGAUAAUGGACAAGCUCCUCAUGCAUUAUAGCAAGAAAGGCUUACAUAUGGAUGAAACCAAAACAACAGCAGGAACCAGCAGAACUGCUGAUGAAGCGCAAACACAAUGUCAGGAAAACAGUUCUUUGCACCGUCCUGGAAGAGCAGUCUCGCUACCGCCGGAAUCUGUCAGCACGGGUGAAGCUUCCCAGGUUCCUGCUCGGUCCACCUCAUUGCGAUACCAAUGUCCUAGGGGUGUUCACGUCCACCCAAAAAUGCCGGACUUUGAGGAACUGGCCGCCCGGGUCAUUGCUCUAAGGAAUGCUUAAGGAGGAGGCAUGAAUAUGAUAUCUGGCCCGUGUAACACUUUCAGAAUCUAAGCUUUCUGACAGGUUUCUUCGUUGCAAGUGACGGCUCGCAACGUUUCUGAACUCUUAGACCGACGGGAUGAUAUGCGCAUGUAUUUUCCUUUUCUUUACAACAUUAAUAUACUUCUUGCUUUUCAUUUUCAGUUUUCACCGUUGGUGCUCGUCUGGAUAUGGACUUGGUACAGGGGUUAACAGGAUACAGGUGAUAGGAUACAUAUUUGUUCGUUAGAUCAAUAGCAUUUGUUUUGAUCCAUAUACUGUAGUUCCAGAUUUUCUAUUGCUCCAUGUAGUUCAAAAACUCUGAUUGAUGUGUAAAUUUUGUUGAUCGAGCCAUACAGAAUCUUUUCACUCAUGUUACUCAAGUUUUCGUGAGUAUGUAUCAUGGUUUAAGA
Messenger RNA from Lolium perenne, 2883 nucleotides. RefSeq lists its product as uncharacterized. NCBI's taxonomy places the organism in Eukaryota, Viridiplantae, Streptophyta, Magnoliopsida, Poales, Poaceae. The record is from RefSeq and is a predicted model, not a curated record. Gene Ontology annotation, biological process: protein transport.